CUGCACGCUCGUAGCAUAGAGGGAACCGCGGGGCGGUGAGAGUGUCACUUGAAAUCGGUGGAACUCUUCACUUUGCUCACAAGUCGUCAGAAGGACGGAGGCUAGCGAGCGGCACGGACUGGAGUACCUGCAUCUCUUAACCGUUUCACACUUUUUGGAGGAAUAUUUGAAGGUGGACCGUCUUUAUUUUAAGAAAAGGAUUUUCUCAGUUUGAACCUGACUAAUGAAGUGUUGUGCACAACAUUGAGCAUGCAUGUACAUUAACAGAUAAUGCACAUUAUCAGGUAAAAAAGAAAAACGAAAUACGCCUUUUUUUGGAUAUUAUUGUUCGGACUCUAUUUAGAGCAGCGAAUAUAGCACGAGCCACAACUGGAACCUGGCGACGAAGAGGGUACGCUUGCCAUUUUCAAGGAGAGCGAAUUUAAUUUGGAUUCAAUAUACUGCACUAAAAUCAGAUCUUUGUGGAACGGUGAUGAACCUAAUCUUCUGAGCUGUGCUGAUUUUUCCCCCGUGGGAUUGGUGCGGUUCUGGCCGCGCGUAUUCACACCACUUUCCCCCGAGGUAUUGCGAGCAGGACAAGCCUGGAUUAACUGGGCGAUAUUUACGAAGUGGACUCAGGAAACAAAAAGCCAGGAGGCUAUUCGAGGGUUUCGAUUAGAACCAACGGAAUCUCGAUAAUCUGUUGAACACCGUGGCUAUGGCGUGUGCGAAUAAAUUUGACCUUAUUUUUGGAGUUGUUUUAGUUUUGCAAUCUCUUGGAAUUGUGUUUCAAGUGACCAGGGGGGAACUGAUUCCAGCAAACGGGGGGGCGUACGCACACGUGGGGGGCACGUCUCUCUCGGACGAGAGCAGCCCGGUGGAGGUCCGGCUCUACAGCGGCCGCUGGAGACGGUGGCUGUCUCUGCCCAAAUCCAUGGACAACAACCGGGCCAGCCAGGAACAGGACCAGGACCCGGACAGCACCGACCCGGACCGCUUCCCUGGGCUGCUGUCAGACGAGGACAGUGACAACAGUUCCCAGAUAGAGGAAGACACGGAUCACAACUACUACACAUCGAAACUGUUCGGGCCCAGCGACCCAGCGAGCCGAGACCUGUGGGUCAACAUCGACCAGAUGGACAAGGAGAAGGUGAAGAUCCACGGCAUCCUGUCCAACAGCCACCGGCAGGCCGCGCGCGUGAAUCUGUCCUUUGAUUUCCCAUUUUACGGCCAUUUCCUACGGGAGAUCACCGUGGCAACUGGCGGUUUUAUCUACACCGGAGACGUGGUCCACAGGAUGCUGACCGCCACCCAGUACAUCGCUCCCCUGAUGGCCAACUUUGACCCCAGCGUCUCCAGGAACUCCACCGUCAUUUACUUCGACAACGGCACUGCUCUGGUGGUGCAGUGGGACCAUGUCCAUCUGCAGGACAGCUACCACCUGGGGAGCUUCACCUUCCAGGCCACACUGCACAUCGAUGGGAGGAUUGUCUUUGCCUACAAAGAGAUUCCCAUCCUGGUGACUGAUAUCAGCUCAGUCAAUCACCCUGUCAAAGUGGGCCUUUCCGACGCCUUUGUGGUGGUGCACAGGAUUCAGCAGAUUCCCAAUGUUCGCAGGAGAACAAUCUACGAGUACCAUCGCGUGGAGCUUCUGAAAACCAAAAUCACAAAUCUGACGGCGGUGGAGAUGAUUCCCCUUCCCACGUGCCUCCAGUUCACGAGCUGCGGUCCUUGUAUCGCGUCUCAGAUUGGCUUCAACUGCAGCUGGUGCCACAAGCUCCAGAGGUGCUCCAGUGGCUUCGACCGCCAUCGCCAAGACUGGGUGGAUAACAGCUGUCCUGAUGAGACAAAGGACAAAAGCUGCGACCUUGUCAUCAACACCACGCAGGUCUACUCUCACACAACACCGCCUGCCCCCAGGACCACAGCGAGGAGCAGGCUGACCACAACCUCAACCAUGGCCACUUCUACCUCCCACCUCCCCACCAGCAUCCCCACAGAAGAUGACACCAAGAUCGCUCUGCACCUCAAGGACAACGGAGCCUCGCCAGCCGACAGCUCAGCGGAGAUGAAGCAGGGCAGUCUGCACACGGGCCUCAUCGUGGGAGUCCUGAUGAUCAUACUCAUCAUGACCGCCGCCAUCCUCGUCACCGUCUACAUGUACCACCACCCGACGUCUGCCGCCAGCCUGUUCUUCAUCGAGAGACGUCCCAGCCGGUGGCCGGCCAUGAAAUUCCGCCGGGGGUCGGGACACCCCGCCUACGCCGAGGUUGAGCCGGUGGGACAGGAGAAGGAGGGCUUCAUCGUGUCGGAACAGUGCUGAGGGUCAUCUCUCUUUUCCUCUCUACCCCCCUGCUCUCUCUUUCUCUCUCUCUUUCUGCGUCUGUUUCCCAUGGACAGAGCACCAGUACUGGCUUACAGGUGUGGAAAUAUGUUGGGUGACGUUUACUUCUUCUUUUUUGUUAUUGGUAAAAAAAAAAAAAAAAAACGUGUGAUUUAGCCUCUAACUGCUGAAGAAAAAGAUAAAAAGAAUGAUGGAUCCAACCUUCAAGAGGGCGAGAACCUCCUGGACAGUAGUCUUCCUCAGUGAACGUAAAGUCCUCCCCUUCCCCCAGUGUAAUACCUUCUGAAAAGCUUUGAGACCCACAGAGGGGUGACUACUGUCGGCGUGACUAUGCUAAGAGCAUAAUUUCAGAGAAGGCUUGUGUCCUGGUCUUCAGAGAACACUUGUACUGUGAACGGCCCACAGCAGAGACCCAUGACUCACUUGAAGGCACACACUGUUGUGUAAGGAAGGAGUGACCUGAAUAAGCAGUGAAAUAGGGCUGUAACGCGCUUGGAAAAAGUGUAUCGCUCAACUGCCAUCUCUGCUGCUGUGAGGCUUGGGAGGGAGGAGAGAAACAAUAUAUUUUUUAAAAAUCACACCUUAUGUGACAAAAGAUGUUUCAAGUUUCAAAUUAAGAUAUGCGGUUUUCUUCUCAUGCAUCAUUAAUGGGGGUUUUGGUCGUGAUUUUCUUAUUGUUGUUUUGAUUUUUUAACAGGGAAUUUCUUAUUCAUCUUUAUUGCUUUGCUUAUGGUUGCAUUGAUUGAAUUAUUGCCACCGGAAAUCCAAGACGGCUUUGGUCAGGCUGUGUAACCCAGUGAGAAUAAUGAACAGGUACGAUGGAUGGGUCAAAGAUAGCCGCUUAAGAGCUGCACAGAAAUAAUGUAAGAAAUGACUGGAGUUUGUACUCGCUCCAUUACACUUGUAAAUGUUACUGUGUUUCUAAACAAAGCAGUUUAGGCCCCCCUCAGUGCGAACAGUGAGUAGUGUAAGGUGCUUGUUCAGGAAUGCUGUUAAUCCUGCCCGUGCACUGCUGUGUAGGAUCGAUAUACUUGGGUUCAUGGAUAUGUUCUACACUGCAUGAUUGAAUAGCCUGGAUGUUUGGGUUUAAUUAGAUGUUUCAGUGCUGCCAUCCCUCAUCCUUUCACUCAUUUGACUCCCAAGUUCUUUUUUUUCCUUUUUUUUUUUUGCACAAGUCUUAUCGAUGCACAUUUUUUAUGUUUUUUUUAUUUGCAGUUCUAAAGUGAAUUACAAGACAGGCACUUUGGCUAGUGCCCGUGUGUGUGUGUGUGUGUGUGUGUGUGUGCGUGGAUACAAGUAAUGUGCAAGUAAUUCUGAUGGGUUGCUUUGAGUUGCUUUGAGGUGACUAAAGGGUUGGCAUAGACUGAAAAUAUGGUAGGUUCAGCCAUGAUGGAUCAGCAGGAUAUGUUAUUUUGUAGCAGCCUGCCUCGCCAGGGGAGCCAUCUUAAAACAGCAAAUAGCCAGCUUCCAUCAUGCACUGAGAGGGCAAAGAGCUGACAGAAAAGCAGUUGUGUGCAGCUUUGAACCUACAUGUAUAUCAAGCCAAUACCCACACCUGGUUGAUGGUAACAUAUUGGGAAGGAUUUACAUGGUUUGUUAGGAAUUCUUCAAAGCCAGCAUAGCUUGAUUUGGGCACUAGAAGAGAAUAAAAUCCUUUGUGCAUACUGAUAACAUUUGCAGAUUCAGGCUGCGACGCAAUCGUACCUUUGUAGUUUUAACAUAGCAUUUCUGCUCCAGUCUUCCGGGUGGUGUUCUUUCUGUUUUCAGUUAAGAAAUGAGAUUAUUCAUCAUCUUGCCAAUAAAUAACAGCUUGGUUUGAUUAGUAAAAUAAUAUUUCAGCACAUAGAUGAUAUUGAUAGCUAUAGACAUAUUAAGACAAAAUACUCUAUUUUCACAUACAUUUUGUUUACACUGGCAUGGAUACAGAGGUAAAUGAAAAGUUACAUCUGUAUUUUGCACUUUUUAGUAUUUCGCCAUAUCACAGAUUAUGAAAAAAAGUCAAGUGUGAAUUAGCCCCUGACAUUUAUUGUGUACGUACUGAGCUAUGUACCAAUAUUCUUCAUAAUUUAAUUGAAAUACCGAUGACAAUGUAAAAUAAAUAAAAUAAAUCAUGAAUUGUUUGUUAUUCUUCAGGCUGUAUCUUCAUGGUGAAUUGUGUGUGCCCCUGUGGGGCCCCAGUAACUGGACGAGAGAGCACACACUGUGCUUACAACAACUACCCAUAGUGGAUACCCCAAUAGUAGUUAAUAUCCAACAUAAAAUAUUGAAUUUGUCAAGCAAAAAUGCAUGCUUUCCAUGUGAAAUGGACCUUUAAGCACUCAAUUACAAAGCCACAUUGCGAGAUUAUGGGUUUUUCUUUUGACCCAUUGCAUGUGUGUAUAUAAUGACAUUUAAUGCAGAUGCUAAUAUAGGUUUGGGACUCAGUCAUCUGCACAUUAAAUUGAGGUCCUUCAGGAACCUGCUGGGAGCCUUGAGCAUGGAGCCUCACCCUGAACACUGGCACCAAAGACACAUCUCCUUUUUCAACUCCAAACCAUCACAUCGUUUCACAUAUUUUCACUCAUACUCACGCCACUCAGCUAUUCAUCACAUACUCCAGGCUGUAUCUUUUUAUAUGCAAAACAUUUACAAAAGUACCAACACUUGAGUUUUGUUUUCAUGCGAGCACCUAUGCAAACUGCCCCUGUGUUUCCUAGUACUAAAGAGAUUUACUUUUAUGACGUCCUGUAAAACCAGGGGCGACAAAAUGGCAUUUACUUUGCAUGUCUGGACUUUUCAGAAACUGGAUUUCCCCCUCUAGAAUUUCCCUAGUUAAUAUCACAUCUGCUCAUCAAAUACAAUUUCCUGAAACUGCAAAUGUUAACCACUGUCUAAAAUUGCACUAAAGAAACAAAAUAAAACAUUUUUGGUGAAGCUGUGAGGAUGUGAGGUGAACCAUGGGUUAUUCUGCAGUAAUCUUAGCUGUAGGCUGAAUAAUUACUGUAUUUCCUGUCAUGAAUAUCGAAGAUCUGAUCAUGUCAUUGUUGUAAUCACUUGCAUCACUUCACCAGAUCAAUUGUUUUCACACAAGUGUAUCUUAAUGUGCUUUUAGAUGGGGAAAAAGUAAUGUUCUCACAAGUUUAUCUUAACGUGCUUUAGAUGGGGAAAAGCAAUGUUUUACCAUUAUUAAAAAUAGAAUGUACUAUUGAAGUGGGUAAUUAUUUUGUGAAAUACCAAUUUAAGGCAAACAGUGCUGGACUGACAGGGAUAAUUAUGUUUGUACCGUAUGGUUGCCUGUACUGCAGCAUUAGGAACCGAGUCUCACGCUGUGACCCUGUUUGUUUCAAGCUUCUCUCACUGCUUCUAGGAUACGCUGAAAGACCCAAAUCAAACAGAACCAUUGCUGUCUGUCAUUUCUGUAACUACUGUCAUUUUGACUACAUUUGAAAUAAUAAAGAAUGUUGUUUUAA
Conger conger (European conger) is the source of this 5772-nucleotide messenger RNA. RefSeq names its product plexin domain-containing protein 2-like. NCBI's taxonomy places the organism in Eukaryota, Metazoa, Chordata, Actinopteri, Anguilliformes, Congridae. The transcript has 14 exons. The record is from RefSeq and is a predicted model, not a curated record. The coding region runs from base 698 to 2302 and encodes 534 amino acids.